AUGCAGAGCGCCCACGCCAUGUGGCCCGUGGCCGUGGCCAUGAACGACAUGCUCGACGGCGUCGGCGGCGACUCCGUCAUCGCGGCGCUGCCCUUCGCGACGGGCGCCGAGUGCCGGACCUUCGGCCUCCGGCGCUACGUCCGCGCGGGCGCCGCGUGGGCGCUCGCGUCCGCGGCGAGCGUCGGCGCCUGCCGCGACGCGGCCGAGGCGCUCUGCGCGCGGACGGGGUUCCGCGACAUCGCGCUCCGGUGCGCGGAGCUAUCCGUCGACGUCGAGCGGCGCGACGGCGGCGUGUCGCUCGCGGGCUUCCCCUGCGAGGGCGCGAGCCUCGACGCGGGCUCGGUCGCGGACCUCGCGGCGGCGCUCAAGCUCCCGGCGGCGGCGGUGGUCUUCGCCGGCAAGACGGAGACGGGAUCGUUGGUCGUCGAGUGCGCGGACGCGGACGCGCUGCGGACCGCGGCGCGGCCGAGCGACCUUCGCGGCGCGAAGCGGUGGCUGCUGACCGCCGCGGAGAGCGACGACGCCUUCGCGUCGCGCGCGUUCCUGGACGACGCCUCGGACGACGGCCUGACGCCCGCGGCGUGCGCCCUGGCGCUCUUCUGGGCCGCGCGGCGCGAGCGGCCGCUCGACCGGCCGGCGGCGCUCGCGCACGACGGCGCCGCGCUGUCCCUGGUGCUCGUGCCCCCGAAGGCGCCCAAGUUCGGCGGCCGCAAGCGGAAGCACGUGUCGCGCCUCCCCUCGGUCACGGUCACCCUCGCGCCUUAG
This is a messenger RNA of Aureococcus anophagefferens, 765 nucleotides long. RefSeq lists its product as hypothetical. The record is from RefSeq and is a predicted model, not a curated record. The coding region runs from base 1 to 765 and encodes 254 amino acids. The transcript has a single exon. Lineage: Eukaryota; Pelagophyceae; Pelagomonadales; Pelagomonadaceae.